GCCUUUUUGUUGUAUCAACAGUUUCAGUGCUGCAAACGAGUAAUACCUAGAGAGUUCUCAACCCCGACUCAAUGUAGAAUUCAGAUUGAGUUUAAUUUUGUCAAAGAAUGGAUUUUCUCGUGGUCCUUGUAAGUAUCUUAACAGUCGCUCUUGUAUUUGUCCUUUGGAUUCGAAAGAAGCAUGCAUUUUGGAGAGAAUUAGGUGUACCGUAUGUGGAACCCCACUUUUUUUACGGGAACUUUAAGGAUGUCGACCAGUAUCAGCACGAUGGUCAAUUUAUCCAACGCUUUUACCAGAAAUACAAAGGAAGAUCCCCUCUCAUUGGAAUGUACACCUUCCUCAAACCAGUCGCUGUUGCCAUUGACAUUGAACUCGUGAAAAACAUCUUAAUUAAGGACUUCAACUCUUUCCACGAUCACGGUACAUACUACAACGAAAAGGACGAUCCACUAUCAGCGAAUUUAUUUAAUUUGCCUGGAACAAAGUGGAGGCAGCUACGCCACAAACUUAAGACAGCCUUCACAACUGGAAAGGUGGAGAUGAUGUUCGGAACAAUGUGGGGGGUUGCCAAAAAGUUUGAAUCAAAAAUUGGUGAAGCCUGUGAAACAGGAGGAGAGUUCCAUAACAGGAAACUCAUGACUCGGUUUACUAUCGACGUUAUUGGGUCAUGCGUGUUUGGCGUGGAAACGAACAGCCUGGAAGAUGAAAAUAAUGGUUUUUUCCAAGUGGGGAUGAGUAUAUUCCACAAUCCUAGACACGGAAUGAGGUUCAUAUUCCUCCUAAAUGUUUUCCGGGACUAUGCGCGGAAACUGCGCUUCAAACUUUUCCGUGACGAAGUUAUUGAGUUUUACACCCGCAUCGUCCGGGAGACAGUUGACUAUCGUCUGGCAAACCAUGUAGAGAGGAACGAUUUUAUGCAACUCUUGAUCAAGCUAUAUACGAGCAAGGGCGAAGAUAAGUUAUCCUUCAAUGAGCUCUUAGCACAGGCUUUUGUAUUCCAUAUGGCAGGGUUUGAGACCGCCUCCACAACUCUUCAGUUUUGCUUUUACGAACUCGCUUGUAACCCUGAGAUCCAGGAUAGGGUCAGAAACCAUAUCAAGGAAGUAUUGGAAAACCACAACGGGCAACUGACGUAUGAAGCUUUAAUGGAUAUGAAAUAUCUCGAGCAAGUCCUACAUGAAACUCUCCGGAAGUAUCCUCCAAUUGGAUUGCUGCCCCGAGAAGCUAGUCAGGACUACAAAAUCCCCAAUACUAAAUUCGUCCUUAAAAAAGGCAUCAACGUGAUCAUACCCGCCUAUGCGAUACAUCAUGAUCCUGAAUUCUAUCCAAACCCAUCAAUAUUCAAUCCAGAUAAUUUCUCUGAGGAAGCGGUAAAAAAUAGACCAUUAGUUGCUUUUCUACCAUUUGGCGAGGGACCACGAAUUUGCAUUGGAGCUCGGGUCGGCAUGAUGCAGACGAAAAUGGGAGUGAUAGCGGGUUUACGCAAAUUUAGAUACACACUAUCACCAAGGACUAAGCAACCUUUAAAACUUUUAUCAAAAUUUAAUGUUAUAUAUCCUGAGGAAGAUGUUUGGUUAAAUGUUGAACGGAUAGGUUGAAUUGCUGAGUUGACAGUUUUAACCGUAUUUUGACAGUGGUUUGCCAAAUUUAGUUCAAUGUAUUCUUCCAAGCAUUCCCAUACAGAUGUAUCUGUAAUUUACACUGUAACACUGUUUGAAUUAUUAAAGAAAAAGGAGACCAGGGA
This is a messenger RNA of Hermetia illucens (black soldier fly), 1744 nucleotides long. Its product is annotated as probable cytochrome P450 6a13. Gene Ontology annotation, molecular function: oxidoreductase activity, acting on paired donors, with incorporation or reduction of molecular oxygen; iron ion binding; monooxygenase activity. The record is from RefSeq and is a predicted model, not a curated record. Lineage: Eukaryota; Metazoa; Arthropoda; Insecta; Diptera; Stratiomyidae. Bases 108 to 1598 code for a protein of 496 amino acids. The transcript has 2 exons.